CCUUUUUACAGGGUUUCCUUUUCUUUUCUUGCUAUUUUUAUCAGCUUUAUAUUACACAAAAAAGAAAAUUAUAUAAAAAUCUUUAGCAUGUCUUCAAUUGAAUUUUUGGAAUUAAAUUCAUGUACGUUUUCGGUGCUGGCUUGCAUUUUUCUAACGUGCUCAUAUGUCGCUAGUUUAUACGUUUGGAAGACCAAAUUGAGCAGAGACCAUCCUUCCACAAUAAAACGAAGGUUUUUCAGCGUAUCAUGCAUGAUGCUUCUGGCCCCUUUCUUCACUCAAUAUUUCUUCACUGAAAAUACUACAAUGCGCGGGGACGUAUACGACCACUUAGGGCUUCGUACUUCGGGGCUUAUCAGUGCCUCUAUUUUACCUUUGCUUUUAACAGCUAUUUUAUUUUUGGGACCUCUGACUAUGCAGUUUUUAUCAGGCAUCUGGAAACUGUAUGCAGAACCUGUGUACUGGGUAUCCAGUUGGCAGGACUGGGUUUGGGUGAGGAACCACUUCAUGGCACCACUCAGCGAAGAAUGGGUCUUCCGGGCCUGCAUGAUGCCACUAUUACUACAAUGCUUGGACCCUUUGACAGCAGUUUUCACAGGCCCGUUGCUAUUUGGUGUUGCUCACUUCCACCACAUGUUUGAGCAGCUUAAGGCCGGGUUUGAGUUUAAAACGGCACUAAUGAUCUCAACUUUUCAGUUCAUGUAUACAAGUUUGUUUGGGGCAUAUUCUGCAUACCUUUUUGUCAGAACUGGCCACUUCAUGGCCCCACUAGUCGCACACAUGUUCUGCAACCACAUGGGCUUCCCCAACUUCGGGGAGAUCGGCCAGUUCCCCCCUCUACAACGAAUCACGAUCAUCUUCAACUUCCUCUUAGGGUUCGUCUUAUGGUGCUACCUCCUCACGCCUAUGACCAGCCCCGAUAUCUACGACAAUAGAUUGUACUCUGAAACGUGAAUAGAUUGUAAUUCAUAAGUUGUCACAUCGCUCAUUCUCAAUUUCCGUAUUAGUAGGACAAGUAUACGUGUUUACAGAGAGGUG
Cydia amplana is the source of this 1035-nucleotide messenger RNA. It is a transcript of the gene Sras, whose product is annotated as CAAX prenyl protease 2. NCBI's taxonomy places the organism in Eukaryota, Metazoa, Arthropoda, Insecta, Lepidoptera, Tortricidae. Bases 88 to 951 code for a protein of 287 amino acids. Gene Ontology annotation, cellular component: endoplasmic reticulum membrane. Gene Ontology annotation, biological process: CAAX-box protein processing. The record is from RefSeq and is a predicted model, not a curated record. The transcript is spliced from 6 exons. Gene Ontology annotation, molecular function: metalloendopeptidase activity.